AUGUUGCAAGAAGUCAGUGCCGGCUAUGCAGUUGCUGGUGGCGACGCUGGGCAUUUGUUCUCAACCAACGGCAACGGCAUCAGCAUGCCUGGACAGAGCAUCCCGUUCUUGCAAGACCCUGACGAAACGACCGAAUGGAUUCACAAUUCUGUUGCAUCGAUGACGCCGCCAACCAAGGCGCUGACAGAAAUCUUUUACGGAAAGAGCCCCUCAUAUUCUUAUUAUGCAGGCUGCUCGACUGGCGGUGCACAAGGCUUCGCCCUUGCCCAGUAUCAUCCGGAGCUUUUUGACGGAAUAUUUGCUGGGUCUCCAGGCAACUGGUACAGCCACUUGAUCCUCAGCUUUCUGUGGAACUAUCUCCACGCGCAAAAAGCCUUUCUGGACCAGAAUACUCUCAAUUUCAUUACAAACGCGACCUUGAAGAAAUGUGAUGGCCUCGAUGGUCUCGUGGAUGGUGUUAUUGCAGAUCCGCAGAACUGCCACUUCAAUAUCUCGGAAAUCGAGUGCACAGCUGGACAGGCACGUAACAACAGUCAAGGGGUCCAGUGCGUCACGUCUGCAGAAGUGGCCACCUAUCAAGCAAUCAGGGCCGGCCCGAGCGAGGCUGGCACCGGCCGAAAAGUGUAUCCAGGAUUCGACUUCGGGUCAGAGAGCUCAUGGCUCCUUCAAGAAGCGGAACUGGCUCUUAAUUUCUCAGUCCCGAUCCUUCAGAACUUGGUGUACAACAAUCUGUCGUACGACUACAUCUCGUACAGUUUCAGCUCAGCUCAGCUCAAGGCCAUCGAUUCCAAGGCUUCCCCUCUUAUCGAUUCUAUCUCUCCCGACCUUCGGGCGUAUAAGAACAGAGGCAAGUUGCUCGUUACUCAGGGUUGGGCGGAUGCAUACAAUGCAGCGACAUGGCCAAUCCAGCAUUUUGAGCAGACUAGCACAUUUCUCUCGUCGAACGGUGUCGCUGCCGGGAAUGCUUCAGAUUUCUAUCGAUUGUUCAUGAUUCCGGGAUAUGGCCACUGCGGUCCAGCGGCUGCUUAUCCGCAGAUACCCGGCACUGUCGACACUUUGGGUACCCUGACAUCCUGGGUGGAGAAAGGAACUGCGCCUGUCGAAAUUCAAAGCACAGGACCUGCUGAUGGAACGAAUCGGACCAGGAAGCUGUGUGCUUGGCCGGCGACUGCGAAGUACGUGGGGAAGGAUCCAAACAACUGGGAGUCUUUCCAGUGCGUCGAGUAA
Molecule: messenger RNA, 1227 nt
Organism: Fonsecaea erecta
Lineage: Eukaryota; Fungi; Ascomycota; Eurotiomycetes; Chaetothyriales; Herpotrichiellaceae
Exons: 1
Coding region: 1-1227 (408 amino acids)
Source: RefSeq, a predicted model, not a curated record